This is a messenger RNA of Helianthus annuus (common sunflower), 1885 nucleotides long. RefSeq lists its product as uncharacterized. The record is from RefSeq and is a predicted model, not a curated record. Lineage: Eukaryota; Viridiplantae; Streptophyta; Magnoliopsida; Asterales; Asteraceae. The transcript is spliced from 8 exons. The coding region runs from base 1241 to 1738 and encodes 165 amino acids.
AAAAUGUAGGCUUUUGUUUUACAAAAAAAAAACACUACUGCUUAUGAGCAUUUGCUGAAAGAAAAUCAGUGUUUAACUAUUCGUAAUCCUUCUCUUGGAGAAAACCGUCAGAAAGUCAAAUAUGUUCAUAGUUCGUUCAAGAUAAAUCUAAAUGACACCACCAUUGUCGAGGAAUCCAACGAACCUGUUGGUGCUGAAUGGGGAUUUGAUUUUUUUCCAUUUGAGUCUGUUGUGGAAGACCCUGAUGAUGACGACAAGUCAUUCAAAAGCCCUAUUGACGUUAUUAGUUUUGUGGUUAAGUGUCUUCCGUCAGAGGAUAAAACUGAAAAUAAUAACGGCAAAGAUGAGAAGAAGGCUACCUUUAUUCUGGAAGAUUUGCAACACCAGCAGAUUUACGUUACUUUAUGGGGGGUUUAUGCUGAUCAGAUUAUAGAAUUUCAAAAAAAAAAAAACAUAAGGAUGAAAAGAAUGUUGUUGUCGUUGUGCAGUUUGGCAAGUACCGGUUUUGGGGAGGUAUAUUUUAUAUAGUGACUGUCAAUUUUCAAACAACUUCAUAUUUAAUAUAUUCAAUGUUUUAUUUUUUUAUAUGUUUCUUUAACUAAACAAGAAAUUUGUUUGUCUCCAAUUUGUAUACUGUAACUCGAGUGUUCAUAAACACUGAAAUUCCCGAGAUUUUGGAAUUUAAGAAAAGUUUCCUUGCUCAACUUAAUACGUCAACGUCUUCCGGUUACUCUGGAUUGAGUUCCCCUGUUAUGAAGUCAAUGGUUGAGGAGUAUCUUUCUGAUAUUUCCUUUAGUACAAUUGGAGCAUUAAGCGGAAUAUCCGAAGUAUUCUUACAAUUAAUAAUAUUUUCUUAUUAUACCUUUUGUUUUUUUAAACUAUCAUAAUGCAGUAAAUUAUAUAUAUAUCUAUACAGCAAAAGUUUGUUAUUAUACUGGGAACAAUUAAAAGCUUUGCCUCAGAAGACUCAUGGUUUUACAAUGCAUGUAAAACUUGCAACAAAAAGGUUAUUACGAACACUAUUUGCAAGGACAAGGAAGAUGGAAGUCAAGGAUAUGAUGAAGUAACUGUCUUGGAAUGCCAAACUGAUCGCUGCAAUAAAAGGACUGUUGUCUCUGUUCCCAGGAUAAAACUUCUAAUACGUGUUCAGGAUUGUACCGGGAUUGUUACUUUGACGUUGUUUGAACGUGAAGUUGUUAGACUGCUAAAUGUUAACGCAAACCAGCUUUUGGAUAAUAACAUGGAGUUAGCCAGCGAAGGUAACUUUCCCAAGGAGCUGAAGGCAUUGCUAAACAAGAGGUUUGCGUUUAAGAUAGCCAUAGCUUCGUUUAACAUAAAAAAGAAAUCAGAUGGCUACUCGGUGUCGAAGUUGACUGAAAAUCCUUCAAUCAUCAAAGAUCUUGAUAGGCAUUUUGAUGCUUUCCAGCCUGCUGAUGAAGAACCUUUAAAUGCUGUUGGUUCUGAUCUAAAUCCAACUGUUAACAUUCAAAUCCGGGAUUCUGUUUCCUGUACCGUCGAUGAAGACACUCCCAUGUCCAAUUUAAACAACAACAUGUUUACUACACCCUUUGGACCUCAUAAUAGUAGUUAUUCAAAUAUGCUGGAGAAUGAACUUAAGCGUAAUUUGGAUGCGGUUUAUGAUGUGGAUUUAUGUUCUUCUGAGUCUUCAACUAAACCGCGUAUGGGUGAUUGUGAGAACAAUGAAGGUUUGGAUGUGAAAGCAAAGUUGGAAAAGUAGUUUCAUAAUUUAAUAGUCAUCUCAAAUUUUUAUAACAUUUUCUGAUGUUUUAUUUUGUUUAAUCUUUGUCGGUACAUUUAUGUCAGUACUUGAUGUUGGGUUUGAUGUUGAUUUUCGUUUAUUAUCGUCGUAUCAAUAAGAGAUGAU